This is a messenger RNA of Arabidopsis thaliana (thale cress), 1418 nucleotides long. It is a transcript of the gene HDA3, whose product is annotated as histone deacetylase 3. The transcript is spliced from 8 exons. Gene Ontology annotation, cellular component: nucleolus. Lineage: Eukaryota; Viridiplantae; Streptophyta; Magnoliopsida; Brassicales; Brassicaceae. Gene Ontology annotation, biological process: chromatin remodeling. Bases 390 to 1127 code for a protein of 245 amino acids. The record is from RefSeq and is marked reviewed.
GAACAAACGCCGCUCGAGAGUAUUAACCACAUUUUGUCGAAAUCAGCAGCUCCAUGGCUGCAUCAAUCGUGAAGCCUUGAGAGCUUGAAGACAUUCCCCUGAGCUUCGACGGAGGAAGAUUUCGCCUAUACUGAUUUCCGCCGUUUGAAUUUGAUCGGAGCAUUUUGUUUUUUCACAAACUUUCAUAUCUUUAACGACGUCGUUAGUACUGAAGAAAAACCCUAAAGAGUAAAGACCCUAACGGCGUCGUAUUAAAACCCUAAAACGGCUUCGUAUUAAAACCCUCUGUCUUAUAAAUAAUCUCUUAAAACCCUUUCUUCUUCUCUUACAUUUUCAGCUGCUCAUAAACCCUAAAAAUCCUCUCUUUUUCUCAACCUUGAUUCUUAGCCAUGGAGUUCUGGGGAAUUGAAGUUAAAUCAGGAAAGCCAGUUACAGUGACUCCUGAAGAAGGCAUUCUUAUCCACGUUUCUCAGGCAUCGCUUGGAGAAUGUAAAAACAAGAAGGGAGAGUUUGUGCCUUUACAUGUAAAGGUUGGGAACCAGAACUUGGUUCUGGGAACUCUAUCGACUGAGAACAUCCCUCAGCUUUUCUGUGAUUUGGUAUUCGACAAGGAGUUUGAGCUUUCUCACACUUGGGGAAAAGGAAGUGUUUACUUUGUUGGAUACAAAACUCCCAACAUUGAGCCACAAGGCUAUUCUGAGGAAGAAGAGGAAGAAGAGGAAGAAGUUCCUGCUGGGAAUGCUGCCAAGGCUGUAGCUAAACCAAAGGCUAAGCCUGCAGAAGUGAAGCCAGCUGUUGAUGAUGAAGAGGAUGAGUCUGAUUCUGACGGAAUGGAUGAAGAUGAUUCUGAUGGUGAGGAUUCUGAGGAAGAAGAGCCUACACCUAAGAAGCCUGCAUCAAGCAAGAAGAGAGCUAAUGAAACUACCCCUAAAGCACCUGUGUCAGCAAAGAAGGCGAAAGUAGCAGUUACUCCUCAGAAAACAGAUGAGAAGAAGAAAGGGGGAAAGGCUGCAAACCAGAGCCCAAAGUCGGCCAGUCAAGUCUCAUGUGGUUCAUGCAAGAAGACUUUCAACUCAGGGAAUGCACUUGAGUCUCACAACAAGGCCAAGCACGCUGCUGCCAAGUGAAGUGGUUUCUUAUUAGAGCUUGUGAUUUCUAUGGAAUUUUGCCUGUAGUCUUUAUGAAACCUUCGGAUUUUCUUAUAUUUUCUUUUGAUAACAAGAGUCUUAAUGAAAGAGAGCCAGUUGGAGUCUUAUUACCACUAUAUUUCAACAUUCUAUCUUGGCUCAAAUGUGUUAAUUUUAGAUUCACGUUUUCACCAUUUUCUGUUUCCACAAAUCUGUUGGCCAAUAGCAGAGUUUAUUAGAAGAAUAAAUGAAGGUUUCACAACAUUAAAAAUGAUCAAUCCUUUAAGCCAG